UGAGAACUCAGGUAAGCCAGCGUGCUUACAACAUGUUAUGCAAUCGUGAUUACAGUUCAGAUUGGUAAACAGUCUAAAACAGAGCUAGGCGAGCUGGCAUCGCAGUUCUCUAGCAGCUGAUAUACUAGCAUAGGAUUUGCAGCGUCAAUGCUCAAUUUUCAAGUCCAUUUUAAGCAGAAAAAUUUACCCCCCCCCAGCCUGUGACUUGACUUUUCCCUCCAGAUGACGCCAGCGAACAAUAUCGACACUUCCCAAAUGAAAGGAAAUGUUUCUCCGGAGGUAAAACUUGCAUUGUUAAACUCUCUGGCGCAGCCGGGCCACAUAUCGCAUUCGACUGGCAAGCCCUUCAGAGGUUUCAAAGCCGAGUUCGUGUCCCGGAUGCAACCAACAGAGGCAUCUGUAUUAUCGAAAACAGAGGAGCCGGACAAACUCGAAGGACGUAUCGUCUUUGAGGUGAUUGUGGACGAAGACAUGUUUAAUGAAGUUGGAACUAUGCACGGCGGUUGUUUGGCCAUGCUAAUUGAAAUCUGCUCGCCAAUGCCCAUUUAUAUUCUUGGGGCUUCGACUGGCGCUUGUGGCACAUUCGGCGUACAACAGUCUUUGAAUAUUGUGUUCCACUCACCAGCAGUGCCGGGCGACAAGCUACGCAUCGUGUGCACGACACUUACCCUUGGUAGCCGUGCACGCUCGGGUCGUUGUGAAGUAUGGAAUGUAACGCGACACCGAUUAGUUGCAUCAGCUGUAUACAUCAACAUGGUUCCAUCUGAAUCGUCCAAACUCUGACCUUUUGUUCAUGUCAGUCAUGUCGAGUCUUUACGCACCAUAAUCACCAUCAU
This is a messenger RNA of Suillus fuscotomentosus, 836 nucleotides long. RefSeq names its product HotDog domain-containing protein. The transcript is spliced from 5 exons. Gene Ontology annotation, molecular function: fatty acyl-CoA hydrolase activity. The coding region runs from base 223 to 783 and encodes 186 amino acids. The record is from RefSeq and is a predicted model, not a curated record. Lineage: Eukaryota; Fungi; Basidiomycota; Agaricomycetes; Boletales; Suillaceae.